Molecule: messenger RNA, 1626 nt
Organism: Pygoscelis adeliae (Adelie penguin)
Lineage: Eukaryota; Metazoa; Chordata; Aves; Sphenisciformes; Spheniscidae
Gene: FAM8A1
Product: family with sequence similarity 8, member A1
Exons: 5
Coding region: 1-609 (202 amino acids)
Source: RefSeq, a predicted model, not a curated record
AUGGUAGAAAACUGCGGAGCAGAACACUGCGAAAGGACUUUGGAGAAAAGCCAGAUCUCCUUUCAUUCUGCGGGGCAAAGUCGGGAGUUCAUUAUUCCUUCGCUGGCACACAGGUUCAUAGCGGAGAUGGUGGAUUUUUUUAUUCUGUUCUUUAUAAAGGCAACCAUUGUUUUAAGUAUUAUGCACCUCAGUGGAAUAAAGGACAUCUCUAAAUUUGCCAUGCAUUACAUAAUAGAAGAAAUAGAUGAAGAUACGUCCAUGGAAGAUUUGCAGAAAAUGAUGAUAGUAGCUCUCAUCUACAGGUUAUUAGUCUGCUUCUAUGAGAUAAUCUGUAUUUGGGGAGCAGGUGGAGCAACCCCGGGGAAAUUCUUGCUUGGACUGCGAGUUGUGACAUGCGAUACAUCUGUACUUAUUGCGCCCAGCCGCGUGUUAGUCAUUCCAUCUUCUAAUGUCAGUAUGACAACGUCCACAAUACGAGCUUUGAUCAAGAAUUUUUCUAUUGCUUCAUUUUUUCCUGCAUUCAUUACACUGCUGUUUUUCCAGCAUAACAGAACAGCCUAUGAUAUUGUAGCGGGGACUAUUGUGGUAAGAAGAAACGGAGUCAGAUGAUACCAAAAGAUGAGAUUUCCAGACUGGUUUUGAACAUCCCCUCCCACCCCCAGUGAACAAAGACCUACCCCAAAACUGAAAUUGAGGUGUCCAUCAGAAUCUUUUGCCCAAAUGAAGCGGGAACCGAUUCAGAAGCUGAAGAAAAUGUUUUACUCCGGUAUGAUGCCAGCAGCUACCUUCAAAGUAUUGGAGUUUUCAUAGAUGCCAAAGAAGUUUGGGAGAACCGAUACAUACUAAAUCCGGAAGUAUUAACCUCCGAUUGACGAGAAAGAAAGCGGCUGUAUUAACUGCAGAAAGGAGCUGUCCAUUUGUCAGUCUGCGGAAAGCAGAUACCUAGAAAUACUCCACCUUAAAAGAAAUGUCGCUCCUACAGUUUUGGAUGUUGGCAGGUAACUAGAAAAUCAAGUUGUUUUCCGAGCAGUUGCCUAAGUCGUAUGAUAAACUCUGAGGGGAAGAGAACUGCUGUAUUAGACAGUAAGGCAAAUCGCGUUAAUUAAAUCGCCAUGUGUGUAGAAAGAGAUGAGCAGUUUAUCAUGUCCCGUAUUAUUGCUUCACAGAUCAUAUUCCCUCACCUCUUUAAGUAUUUUAGCAGAACGUGGUUGUGAGAAGUUUUUUGCAUGACCGUCUUAAGCAUCGCCACUUACUUCACGUCAAAGCUAAGGAAGAGGUGAAAUAAUAGCUGCUUUUUCUCUGGGAAGGGUAUGUUACACUGCAGUGUUAGUGAAUUGGCGUGUGUAAAUAAUUUUGGAGCUGUGAACAGUACAGAUCGUGCUAAUGAAAGGUAACUUUUUUGCUUCUGUUUGGAGUGAAAGCACUUGUCUCUUUCUUGCGCGUAAUACCAAGCAAAACAACUGGAUGUGUUUCAGGAGCAUGCAGAAAACAUUAACUGAAAUGUGUUACGGGUGUAAAUCUACGGAAGUACAAAUACUGGUUAUUUUCACUUUAUAAUUCUGGCUAAUUGUUUGUAUAUUCAGAAUAACUUAAAUACUGAAUAAAGAAGCCUAAUAUUUUGCAUGA